AUGAUGUGUCCUCUUACCUCGGAGGCACCGGCAGUAAAUGAAGCGGUACCAACAGCAGUCAACCAUGUUCAGACAAAAGCACCACCGGAGGCCGUGAGGCGGAAAGUCCCACUGGUUAUUUUGAAACCGGCACCAAGCAAUGCGCAAAUUCCGACUCCAUUGGCCCCAAUCGCGACUACAACAGCUGAGUCAGUCAAGCCACCGUUGGACAAGAACACGUUUGGUCAUUUGCGUAAAAUGGAUACGGCAGCCGGGGACAACAUAUAUAAUCCCCAACCAGUGGACCAGGCGUCACGUGAAUUGGCUCAAGGUGAAGCCAGACCAGCCACGUGGCCUGACCUCUACUGGGCUUUGAUUGGUCAAAGGAAUUUUAAUACGGAUGAGGAAAAAGUGCGAGCAAUAUUCUCGUGGCUUUGUUCAAUUCCAUUGGAUCAAGAUGCCUUUAUAACACACGAAGAAUUAGAUGAAGCCAUCAAAUCCGGGGUCGAGCACGCUAAAGAAGCCAAAAAGGCCAAAUCGAAAUCACCGAAUCCAGAUUCGCCUGAAGUGGUAGUCAACGAUUUGACGAGAGGAAAAUCUACUUAUCUGCGGGCAUUUGAAUCUUUAUGUCGAUAUUCGAACAUUCCAUGCUGUGCGGUCAAAGGGUUGGCAAAAGGUGUGGACUACACUGUUGGCAUGAAAUUAGUUGAUCAGACCCCCUUAGAUAGUACAGACACAUCACUCACUCGAUUACAUCACGCCUGGAGUGCAGCCUACAUGGACGGUAAAUGGGGCUUGUUCGAUUCGAUGUGGGCAGCGGAACGUCUGGCAAUGAGUGCGAAUGUGCGACUAUCGCAGAUCGCUCAGGCUGGCCGUAUGGACUACGAGACAGAUAUGUUCUACUUCAAUGCGGAUCCGGCCAAAUUUAUCUAUUCACAUUAUCCGUUCAACGAAGAAUGGCAACUUUUACAUCCGCCAAUGUCAUUUAAGGAAUUUCAAGACAGCGUGCUCCUGAAACCGGCAUUCUUCACCUACGGCCUGGGCUUGUUCUCGCAUCAAGAAGGUGUUAUUCAAGUGCAGAACAAACUCAUCCUGAAACUGUCUAUUCCACGUGAUUUGGUCAACGUUUUGCUGUUCACUUUCAACCUGAAAUUGGACGGACGCGACGAGAUGUUUGAUGGUGUCAACCUAUCCAGGUUUGGUAUGCAUGAAAUAUCGCAAAGCGAGUCGGUGGUGACUUUCAGUUUUCGUUUCCCGAAAUCAGGAGCAUACAAAUUGACCAUCUACGCCCGAAAGAAAGGAGAUCCGCUGUUCACUGACAUUUGUGAAUAUCGCGUCGAGGCUGGCUCGACAAAUGUUGACGGAGAAUCCGCGAACCGUGGCAGCAUCAAUUUACCCCCAUUCCCGCCUACGUCUCAGUCAAAUUACGGACCAACGGAAAAGGCAACCGAACUGAAGAUUAAGACAGUUGUUCCCAAUUUGGAGGCGCAAUGUAAAUGUGCUACUGGUGUGUUUGAAAUCCGUUUCACAUCGUCCGAACCGGGAUUACCGCUACCCAAACUCACAGCCCGACUCAAAUCGCUGUUGUUCGAUGCGGCCGUUCUGAUUGAUUGUCUGUUGAUCCGCAACACAGAGGCUCCAUUACCCACAACGAUGACCUCGCUUAUGAGUCAAGGAUCAGUUUCCGUAGGUGGUGCAGCCGCAGUCCCCAUGGUCGCGAUUACUGCCUACUUACCGGCUGCGGGUGAAUAUGCGUUAGAGGUUUAUGGAGCUCCACCGGAUGCAGACGAAAAUGCUUCUUAUUUCCUAGUAUGGCAACUGUUGAUUGAUGCCGAGUGUGGAAUAAAACUGUCCACCCCAGUUCGGAAACGCCUAGCCACCACGGAUCUGGGCCCGAAAGACGAGACUUGGAACGAGUUAGGCUUAAAAACGGUCAGUCAUCCGGAUCCUCUCAUCCAAGUACCCACAGUCGCAUUGGCCUCAAUGCAAAAGACGAAGAGUAAAAGUGAACUGAUUCAACAAUAUGUAGCCAAAGCAGAACGAAGGGAGCGUUUGCAAAAGCAACAACAGGGAGAAGAGGACGAGCAGGCAGUGGAUCAGUCGAUCUCAAUGGACGGGAGCUUNGGAGCUUGA
Messenger RNA from Echinostoma caproni, 2112 nucleotides. Lineage: Eukaryota; Metazoa; Platyhelminthes; Trematoda; Plagiorchiida; Echinostomatidae. The record is from the annotation of a GenBank genome assembly.